Molecule: messenger RNA, 525 nt
Organism: Ustilaginoidea virens
Lineage: Eukaryota; Fungi; Ascomycota; Sordariomycetes; Hypocreales; Clavicipitaceae
Exons: 2
Coding region: 1-525 (174 amino acids)
Source: RefSeq, a predicted model, not a curated record
AUGGUCUCCAACAAAAAGAGGCUUUACGUUGCCUUGUACCCUAGUGGAGUGAGGGGCAACGACGAGCGCAAGUACCAUUGGGCUUUUCUCGUUGGGCCAAAGGACGAGGACAAGGCCGAGACUCCUGGCUUGCGAUGCCACGUCAAGAACCAUCCUGUCAAUGGCUGGGUCUACGAAGAAGCGGAGCUGCAAAACGUGAAAAGCACUAGUAAUCUCCUCGCCCGAUUCAUCAUCGCGAAAAUCGAGGAUAAACAAGGCCUGUUGAGGAUCCUAAGGAAGACAGCCGUCACACAGGGCGAUCCUAACUUCCGUUGCCGAACGUGGAUGGCAGAUGCGCUGUCGAGGAUAUCAAGAGCAGAACCCAAGGUCGUGGGAACUUCCGAGUUGGACUGGAGUAGAAUAGAGCGCGAGGCCAGGCGCUACGUCGAGAAGAAGGUUGCUGAGGGGAGAUACCGGGAGGCCGAGCGAAUGAUGGAGCCAAAACCAACCUGGGACAUGUUGCAGCAGAAGGAGGUUAUUCCUUGA